Molecule: messenger RNA, 1457 nt
Organism: Suillus fuscotomentosus
Lineage: Eukaryota; Fungi; Basidiomycota; Agaricomycetes; Boletales; Suillaceae
Exons: 18
Coding region: 210-1457 (415 amino acids)
Source: RefSeq, a predicted model, not a curated record
UUAUCAUGAGCGCCCAUGCCAGUGCUACUGAGUAUUAUAAAACGCGCUGAUAACAGCGUGGUGGCCGACGUUUUCUCCGACCUCCAUAGUUCAAUACAGACUCGAACUUUUCGGGGUUGACAAUCCUAAAACCUUCCCUGAGGCACACCUUACUCAGGCUGACUAGGCCGUUUCCGUAGAAGGUGGUGCAUUCACUAGUGAAGGAAGCAAUGCAGACGAUCAGUCAGGACUUGACAGAAACCCGUCAAACGAUCUAUCUUGGGAUCGUAGGUUUCACCAUAUUGAUUUGGGACCACCUCGUUACCAGUGGAGAUGAGAUUGAAUUUAUCUGGCAAGGCCGUAAAGGGAUCUUUGUAUACUUGUUUCUACUGAACCGAUAUCUUACUCCUCUCGGCUUUAUCGUCAAUCUGGUUGCAUACAACUUACCUUCAUGGGACUACGCAAGUUGCCUGCAUUUUGUCCGAUACGAAGGGGCCAUGACAGCUAUAGGAAUUGAGAUAGUCGGGCUAAUGAUGCUGAUGAGGGUCAUUGCAAUGUAUAGAUAUCAACGGGCUGCCAUUGUGCUGGCUGUAUUCUUACUGCUAGCUUGGAUUGUAGCAACUGGGUGGUUAUUGAGUCAUGGUGGACCCAUUAUCCACACAGACAACGUUCACUCUUGUACCAUGGUGUUCAAUUCCGGCAGUAUUACUUGGAUUUCGGCCUCGGCUUCAGCUUGGUUGCCUCUCCUCUACGACACGUAUAUCCUUGGUUUGACGUUGAACUGCACGCUUCCUUUGAUCCGCAAUAAAGAGGCGGGUCAUGUUAUUCGUACUCUCUUCGCAGACGGAUUACUGUAUUACAGCGUCAUCUGCACCGUAAAUCUGGUAUUGACUGUCAUGAUCAUUAGGGCUCCUGAGGGGGUGAAAAAUAUUGCCGCACAGCUUGAACUUGUUCUCACUGUCACAAUGAUGUCAAGGAUCACUCUGAACCUCAAGAGGCAAGCAUACUACGGACCUAGUCCCCUUCACUCGCAAGUGGACAGUAUUAUCAUGACUACACAUCAUGCCAUAUCAGCACCUUCAGGAGAAGUCGUCGUUCUCAGCCAAUUGCGGUCACAUUCUGUCCCAUACGCGGCGCACGUCGAGUUCACCAGCCGUGCGCGAUCUGGCUCGACAAGUUCUCUUACCUUCCCCGUGCAGGCCAUCACUUUCGCAGAGGAUCCAUCGAUACCCAUUACCCGGUCUCGUUCGAGCAAGAUCUAUUUCGCUACCGAUGUCUCAUCUGCCCAAACUCCCACAGGUGGUAGUCCAGUUUUCGAGCAUACCGACCAGCCUUCAGCCUCAAAUUCCGACUGGUGGAAUACUGCUGACAUUUCUCGCUUUAUCUGCCAACUGCAGGCGAAUGAUAGAGUUACAAAUGAGAUUUGGAUCCGACUUCCACUCCGGUUGCUUAUUCUUCUCUCGGUUCGGAUGGAGUGA